AUCGCAACAUGAACGCGUAUCUCGCGCUGGCCGGCUUGCUCUCAGCGUCCGUACUCGCUGUACCAACAUCACAAUCACGCGAACGAUUCGGUUACGAAAGAGAAAUUAUAGGCAACCGAUACAAUCAAGUACCAAAACUUCUGGACUAUGUCCUUAACGAGGAAUACCUUAAUUCACAGAAGAACAGACCAAAACUUGUAACGAAACUGAGACCAGAGGACGCCGUCAUUUCAGACAACAUUAUAUUAGAAUCAAAUGUAGUGAAAAUUGUUAAACCCGCAAAGAAAUUGGAAGACGGUCAGUUGGUAAGACAGCGACGGGGUUAUAACUUAGAAAAUGUCAUAGUACCAGCCAGAUACCCUUAUCUGCCUGUGGUGCGGUACAAUCGCUUCCGGCGCUGGGGCUAGUGGUUUCAUUAAGAAGAAUAUCGCGCCAACCAAAGUCAAGGCUGCGAUGAAAAUGUUCUAUAGUAGUUCUCUAGACGCAUGUAUAGAUGCGCAUGCGCAUUGAUCCACUACAGAUACAUAUUCAUAAAUGUGGCUGUGAUCGGAUCGAGUACCGUAAUUUGGUUUUUGCAGACUACGAUCAAUAGAGUGAUGAGACUAUAAUUAAAUUUAGUGAUACAAUUAAAUUCUAUUUAAGAUAAAAAGUUAAAAUUA
This is a messenger RNA of Danaus plexippus (monarch butterfly), 659 nucleotides long. RefSeq lists its product as uncharacterized. The transcript has a single exon. NCBI's taxonomy places the organism in Eukaryota, Metazoa, Arthropoda, Insecta, Lepidoptera, Nymphalidae. The coding region runs from base 9 to 407 and encodes 132 amino acids. The record is from RefSeq and is a predicted model, not a curated record.